Molecule: messenger RNA, 1684 nt
Organism: Panicum virgatum (switchgrass)
Lineage: Eukaryota; Viridiplantae; Streptophyta; Magnoliopsida; Poales; Poaceae
Product: thaumatin-like protein 1
Exons: 3
Coding region: 292-1224 (310 amino acids)
Biological process (GO): defense response
Cellular component (GO): extracellular region
Source: RefSeq, a predicted model, not a curated record
GCGACGGAGUGAGCCUACACCAACCCUCCCCUCUCCCCACUCCUCCCACUCUGCAGUCUGCGCUCCACGACCCCGGUGCUGGUGGGCUGUGGCGCCACUUCCUCCUCCGGCUUCGCCGCCCAGCUAACCGCCGCUGCUUACCCCAUAUAGUUAGCUCAAACUGCCAUUUCAAGUACUUCCCGCCCGGUCACCCUUGCCAUAAUUGAUGAGCCUUCUGUUCCUGUCUGGAACGUGCAUUUAAAAAUUGCUGGAGGAUUGUUGGAGUUCGAUUUCGUAGAAGGCCGGUGUGCGAUGGCUUCUUUGAUCAGCUCGUCGGCUUCAGUUCUUAGCCUGUCGUUCGUGAUCCUGUCGACCUUUCAAGGGGCGGUGGCCGGGAUCACGUUCACGUUCACGAACCGGUGCGGCGGCACGGUGUGGCCGGGGGUGCUGGCCAACUCGGGGAGCUCGCCGCUGCAGACGACGGGGUUCGCGCUGGGCGCGGGCGAGGAGCGGUCGCUGGCGGCGCCCGCGGGGUGGUCGGGCCGGUUCUGGGCGCGCACGGGCUGCGCCUUCGACGCGUCCGGCAAGGGGUCGUGCGCGACGGGGGACUGCGGGUCGGGCGAGGUGGAGUGCCGCGGCCGGGGCGCGGCGCCGCCGGCGACGCUGGCGGAGUUCACGCUGGGCGGCAGCGGGGGCAAGGACUACUACGACGUGAGCCUGGUGGACGGGUACAACCUGCCCAUGGUGGUGGAGGCGGCGGCGCCCGGGUGCCCCGUGACGGGGUGCCUGGUGGACCUCAACGAGCGGUGCCCCGCGGAGCUGCGCGCCGGGCAGGGCCCCGCGCAGGCGUGCCGCAGCGCGUGCGAGGCGUUCGGCCGCCCCGAGUACUGCUGCAGCGGCGACUACGGCAACCCGGACACGUGCCGCCCCUCCGUCUACUCGCAGAUGUUCAAGACGGCGUGCCCGCGCUCCUACAGCUACGCCUACGACGACGCCACCUCCACCUUCACCUGCACCGCCACCGACUACUCCAUCACCUUCUGCCCGCCGCGCGCCGGCACGCCCAACAGCCAGAAGGCGACCAAGGACCCCUCGCCGAGGCCCAACGACGUGCAGCUCGAGGGCGACUCCUGGCUGGCGAGCCUGGCGACCAGCGAGAUGGGCGGCGCGGCGUCGACGGCGGUGGCGUCGUUGCAGCUCCAGGCCGCGUUAGCCGCGGCCGCGGUCGUUGCCUUGCUGGUAUGACCGAAGGGGCUCGCAGCCCUCGCGUGGCGAGACAGCGGCUCUCGAUCGGCAGCGGGAGUGGGCGGAGUUGCUUUCGGAAUUCAAUACAGGAUUGGAGCAAGUAGGAUGAAGACGUGAAGCAUAUUCUUUUUAGCCUUUUGUCUUGUAGAUAGAGGAGUUGACGAGGUGGCAACUACAGCUUCUAGUGUUACUGUGACGGUGUCGGUCAACAAGCACGCUCUGCAUUAUUUUAUUCUCGAUCCCUUCAGCAACACACGUCACUCCAGUUCCUUUUUUUUUGUGUGUAUACAUUGUUUCUUUAUUUCCUUAUUCUUCUUCUAUCUCUUCUUGUCACAUGCAGCAUUCUAAGUAGAGAAGUAUAGUGAGAUUUAGCACACGUUCUCGCUAUGUCUUGAUUUUGUGUUUUACCUUUCUGAAAGUUUGAGAUAUGGACGACAGCAAUUCCUUUGGCAUUCCUUGA